Naegleria lovaniensis is the source of this 618-nucleotide messenger RNA. RefSeq lists its product as uncharacterized. Bases 1 to 618 code for a protein of 205 amino acids. NCBI's taxonomy places the organism in Eukaryota, Heterolobosea, Eutetramitea, Acrasida, Naegleriidae. The transcript has a single exon. The record is from RefSeq and is a predicted model, not a curated record.
AUGUCACAUUCUUCUCGAAAUUCCACCCUAAUCUUUAGUGCAAUUCUUCUCACAUUCGGAUGCCUCUUUCAUUUGAUUCAUAUAAUCGCAGGAAUUGCUUUGCAACAUCAAUUCGUCCUUCACUAUUGGCAUACGAAAGCAUUCACAGCUCUCAUGAUACUUUCCAUUGGUUCCAUGUCACUCAUUCUAGUGAUUUGCUUUCUCACCACAUUGCCACAACUUUCUCAACUUGCCAUCAUGAAAAAGCUCAAACGUUGGUUUUCAAAAUGUGGUUGUUUCGUAUCGGAUAACACUCAAAUGAUCCUUCUCUUUGUGUCUCUUAUUGUUUCUGUGUUAUUUGGAGGGGCUCCACUGAUUGGAGAAUGUGUUCUUUUAGGAAAGUUGUUGAACGACCUUUUUGUUUCGGAAUCUUUGGUAGUAUUCAUGAUUGUGUUGUGUUGUUGUCAAUGUUUGUUAGUUUUUUUAAUCCCAAUCGAUGUGGGUUUGAAAAUGAAGGAACUCUUUGAAAAACCGGAUAGUGAACAUGUGGAAAACAAUGCUCACUAUGAAGAAACAUCGAAUUUUAACACAACAGACUCACAAACCUUCACUGAGGUCCCUGAUUCGAUGAAUGUUUGA